Molecule: messenger RNA, 2651 nt
Organism: Raphanus sativus (radish)
Lineage: Eukaryota; Viridiplantae; Streptophyta; Magnoliopsida; Brassicales; Brassicaceae
Product: calmodulin-binding protein 60 E
Exons: 11
Coding region: 664-2454 (596 amino acids)
Biological process (GO): regulation of salicylic acid biosynthetic process
Cellular component (GO): nucleus
Molecular function (GO): sequence-specific DNA binding; DNA-binding transcription factor activity; calmodulin binding
Source: RefSeq, a predicted model, not a curated record
CGACGUCGUUUUCCACCAUCGCAUUAUUGGUUCAGCUUGUGAUCCGAUCCGGUCCGAUCGACAAAAAUUUCAAAAUCGAGCAUUCGUCACCGUAGGAAACUGCAGUAGGUUUUCUGGUGAUAUUCUUCAGCUCUAGGUUUCGUAGCAACUCCGUUUUGUCCUCCCUUUGUAUGCGAUUGUCUCUCCGAUUUAUGGAAGUGAUGAUCCCCAGUUCAAACAGGAGAUGGAGAAGCAGUUUGUGAGAAGUUUCAGAAGAGCAUAGUCACUCAUCACAUGAAUUUUACAUUGGCCGAACCUAAAAAGGUUGCUUUACAGUAGUACCAAAAGGAGGCUGACAAGUGUAGAGAGCUCAAGCAUUGUUGCUCAAAGAGGGGAAGGUCACUUCUUUGUGGGUAGCAGAGGGCUCGGCAAUUAGGUUUGGAAAGAUGUUAGGAAACAUGAGAAUGUGUGAAGGGGGACAAGUGCAGAGAAGAGACAAAACUGGAGAAAGUCAAAAAACGCAAUAAGGUUGACAUAAUGCAGCAUAUGAUAGCUCCAGGCAUUAUUCUAAUGCUCACAUGGACAGAUUCCAUAAAGCUUUUUUUUUUAUAAACGCUUUGGAUCUACCAUUAAAGAACAGAUCUCGGUUCAGUGACUUCUGCAAACCGUCCAAAACCCAUUUCCAUGAACAAGCGUGGAUACGAAUGCAGUCAAGAGGAUGCAGACAACUUGGCAGAAUCGAAGAGACAAAAAGUGCCUGCUUUGGCAAGUGUUAUUGUGGAAGCCGUCAAGGUAGAUAGUCUGCAGAGGCUUUGCUCGUCUUUGGAGCCACUGUUUCGCAGAAUCGUUAGCGAAGAGGUGGAACGAGCCUUGUCAAAGUUGGGAAAUUCAAAAUUAACGUCGAGGUCACCAGAACCUAAGAGGAUCCAAGGCCGCGAUGGAAGAAACCUUCAACUUCACUUCAAGACGCGGAUGCCUCCUCACUUAUUCACAGGUGGGAAAGUCGAGGGAGAGCGAGGCUCAUCCAUUCACGUGGUUCUUAUCGAUGCAAACACUGGGAAUGUAGUCCAAACAGGAGAAGAGUCGGCUUCGAAGCUCAGUGUUGUAGUGCUGGAGGGAGACUUCAACGAUGAGGACGAUGAAGAUUGGACGAGAGAGCACUUUGAGAGCUUUGAAGUGAAAGAGCGAGAAGGGAAACGCCCGAUCUUGACCGGUGACACGCAGGUGAUGCUGAAAGAAGGUGUGGGAACUUUAGGAGACCUUACGUUUACCGACAACUCGAGCUGGAUUAGGAGCCGAAAGUUUAGGCUUGGUGUUAAGGCCGCUCCAGGGUAUGGUGAUAGCUUUCGCUUUCGUGAAGCCAAAACAGAACCUUUUGCUGUCAAAGAUCAUAGAGGAGAAUUAUACAAGAAACAUUAUCCACCGGCUUUACAUGAUGAAGUCUGGAGACUGGAUAGAAUAGCGAAAGACGGAGUGCUACACAAGAAGCUACUGAAAGCUAACAUCGUGACAGUCGAAGACUUCCUUCGACUCCUUGUUAAGGAUCCACAGAAGCUGAGAAAUUUGCUAGGGAGUGGAAUGUCGAAUAGAAUGUGGGAGAACACUAUGGAGCACGCAAAGACAUGCGUGUUGGGUGGGAAGCUUUAUGUGUUUUACACGGAUCAGACUCACGCUACAGGCGUUGUCUUCAAUCAUAUCUAUGAGUUCCGUGGCCUUAUUGCAAACGGACAGUUCUUAUCUCUGGAGUCUCUUAACCAUGACCAAAAGAUCUCUGCAGACAUUCUGGUGAAAAUAGCUUAUGAGAACUGGCAUAAAGCUGUUGAAUACGACGGUAAGCUGUUGAAUUGCUUACCAGUGGCCGAGAAGGAGAUUAAAGGCUUACCAGAACCAAAAAUGACCACAGCGCCACCAACAACAGCUCAGAACCAUCAGCAGCAGAUGCAUAACCAGAACAAUAGACAAACUGUGCAGUGUCAUCAGAAUGUUAUACCCUAUUCUCAGCCGAUUGAGUAUCCUCAGUUUGUGCAGCAACAUUGCAGCCAGUUAUUACCCUCGUUACCUAGCAACGUACAAGACUACAACAGUAGGCCAAUGGAAAGUUCCAACGCAUACAACGGAGAAGACUGGUGUCGACCAAGAGCUGGACAGGGUCUUGAAGACAUUUUCAGUGAAGAGAUCAGACUAAGGAGUUCUGAGAUGCUUGAGACGGACGAUAUGCAGAGACUGUUGAAGACUUUUGGGAUCGGUAUGAACACUAUGGGAACACAAGGCGGGUUUGGUCAGACGGAUGAGUCUUGCUACGGUUACAGUAUGCCGUACCAAGCUCAGAUCGAUAACACGUACAGGAGAGAGCGUAAUAGAGGGUCGGGAAAAGCUGUGGUGGGAUGGCUUAAGCUCAAAGCUGCUUUGAGAUGGGGUAUCUUCAUACGCAAGAAAGCUGCAGAGAGGAAGCCUCAGAUUGUGGAGAUUGAAUGAAAAAAAAAAAAAAAGAGAAGUCUUUUAGUUUUUCUUUGAUGACAUUUCGUUUUCAGUAAAAAGCUUUGAAGACGGCUUUCUAUAAACACGAGAAAGAACAAUGAGUAGAAAAGAGUGGACUUUGUUUUGUAUUGUAAUGCUUUUUUUUUUGUUUGUUUAUCAUCGUUUUUAUGUUAAUUUUAUUAACAAUUUACUCG